Molecule: messenger RNA, 1249 nt
Organism: Pteronotus mesoamericanus
Lineage: Eukaryota; Metazoa; Chordata; Mammalia; Chiroptera; Mormoopidae
Gene: FOXS1
Product: forkhead box S1
Exons: 1
Coding region: 16-1008 (330 amino acids)
Biological process (GO): anatomical structure morphogenesis; regulation of transcription by RNA polymerase II; cell differentiation
Molecular function (GO): RNA polymerase II cis-regulatory region sequence-specific DNA binding; DNA-binding transcription factor activity, RNA polymerase II-specific
Source: RefSeq, a predicted model, not a curated record
GCCAGCCCGGCCAGCAUGCAACAGCAGCCCCCAUCAGGGCCCUUGGCCCCUGCAUCUGAGCCAACCAAGCCCCCCUACAGCUACAUAGCCCUGAUCGCCAUGGCCAUCCAGAGCUCCCCGGGACAGCGGGCCACGCUCAGUGGCAUCUACCGCUACAUCAUGGGCCGAUUCGCCUUCUACCGCCACAACCGGCCGGGCUGGCAGAACAGCAUUCGCCACAACCUGUCACUCAACGAGUGCUUUGUCAAGGUGCCCCGCGAUGACCGCAAGCCAGGCAAGGGCAGCUACUGGACGCUGGACCCCGACUGCCACGACAUGUUCGAGCACGGCAGUUUCCUGCGCCGACGCCGACGCUUCACCCGGCGGGCAGGUGUUGAAGGCACCAAGGGCCCUGCCAAGGCACGCCGAGGACCCCUCAGAGCCACCAGCCAGGACCCAGGAGUCCCUGAUACUACGACUGGCAGGCAGUGCCUGCUCCUGCCAGAACUUUCAGAGCCCAAAGGCCUAAGCUUUGGGGGGUUGGUGGGGACCUUGCCAGCCAAUACGUGCCCGGCAACCACCGAUGUCAGGUCCCGGUCAUCCGCGGAGCCCAAAGAGAUGCCCAUACCCAAGCCUGCAGGCUCAGGAGAGCUCCCCGUGGCCACUUCAUCUUCAUCAUGCUCAGCAUUUGGCUUUCCGGCCAGCUUCUCUGAGGCUGAGGGUUUUAGCAAGGCCCCUACACCCCUCUUGACCCCCGAAGCAGGCAUUGGGAGUAGCUACCAGUGCCGGCUGCAGGCCCUGAAUUUCUGCAUGGGCACUGACCCAGGCCUUGAACACCUCUUGGCCUCAGCAGCCCCCUCCCCUGCAACUCCCACCCCUCCAGCCUCACUGCGGGGCCCGCUGCCCCUGCCAGCGGACCCCAAGGAGCCCUGGGUUGCAGGCAGCUUCCCUGUCCAGGGAGGCUCCGGCUACCCAUUGGGACUGACCCCCUGCCUAUACCGGACUCCAGGAAUGUUCUUCUUUGAGUGAAGCCAGCCUGGCCUCGGGCAGACCUUGCGGGACCCCUCCCACCACAUCCUCCUGGCUGAGCCUGACUCUAGGAUCUGGGGAGCUCUCAAAGGACCCAGGUCUGGCAAGCCAACAGCAACUGGGACAGGAAGCCAAGAUUGGAAUAGAGGACACUCAACGAGCCCCCAGGGCCUCCGGACAGACUUGGGGUGAGGGGAAGCAGAGCCCCCUUGGGAUUUCCUCUGUGGCUCUCAGGGCCAAU